This is a messenger RNA of Coregonus sp. 'balchen', 3596 nucleotides long. Lineage: Eukaryota; Metazoa; Chordata; Actinopteri; Salmoniformes; Salmonidae. The record is from the annotation of a GenBank genome assembly.
AUGUCUCUGAACAAGACUAUCGAGCUGGAACAUUUCGACGAACGGGACAAGGCUCGUCGUGGCCGGUCAACGCGCUCCGCUGGCGCUUCUACCGGCGGGGGGUCUGGUUCGAGAGGUAGCAGCCUGGUGCCGAGCCCCGCGCACAGCGCCAACUGUAGCUACUACCGAACGCGCACGCUGCAGACUCUCACCUCGGAGAAGCGUGCCAAGAAGGUCCGAUUCUACCGGAACGGGGACAGGUAUUUCAAAGGGCUGGUGUAUGCGGUGUCUAACGACAGGUGCCGGUCUUACGAUGCGUUGCUGAUGGAGCUGACCCGGUCCCUGGCGGACAACCUGCACCUGCCACAGGGCGUGCGCGCCAUCUAUACGGUGGAAGGGACCAAGAAGAUCACGUCUAUGGAUGAACUGGUGGAGGGUAAGGGUGUGUGUGUGUGUGUGUGUGUGUGUGUGUGUGUGUGUGUGUGUGUGUGUGUGUGUGUCCAUCACAUCUAAAAGUCUCACCUGAAUUCGUAUUUAUCAUUUAUUUUCCCGCAGAAUGAGACAAAUUCCUCUGCUAUAUACAGUACCAGUCAAAGGUUUGGACACACCUACUCAUUCAAGGGUUUUUAUUUUAUUUGUACUAUUUUCUACAUUGUAGAGUAAUAGUGAAGACAUCACAAGAAAUAACACACAUGGAAUCAUGUAGUUACCAAAAUAUAUUUUAUAUUUGAGAUUCUUCAAAGUAGCCACCCUUUGCCUUGAUGACAGCUUUGCACACUCUUGGCAUUCUCUCAACCAGCUUAGUGAGGAAUGCUUUCCCAACAGUCUUGAAGGAGUUCCCACAUAUGCUGAGCACUUGUUGGCUGCUUUUCCUUCACUCCUGCGGUCCAACUCAUCCCAAACCAUCUCAAUUGGGUUGAGGUCGGGUGAUUGUGGAGGCGAGGUCAUCUGAUGCAGCACUCCAGCACUCAUCACCCGUCUUGCUAAAAGAGCCCAUACACAGCCUGGAGGUGUGUUGGGUCAUUGUCCUGUUGAAAAACAAAUGAUAGUGCCACUAAGCCCAAACCAGAUGGGGUGGCGUAUCGCUGGUUAAGUGUGCCUUGAAUUCUAAAUAAAUCACAGACAGUGUCGCCGGUUUUUAAGUAAUCUCCCGACAUCCUUGGUACCUGAACAACCAGGCUGCAUGCACCCCCCCCCCCCCCCCCACACACAAACACAGCCCCAUGGGUAAUCAUGGAAAGUUCCCUGGAAAUGGAAAAACAUUGGCUACCGUUAAUAGAACAGUCUUUUGUUCCAUUAACGGUAGCUCUAGCCGGUGAACGUGAGGGAGCCAGUCAGAAUGUAGAGUAGAGUACCGGUAAGUGCUGCUGUUACCGGGUCAAUGAGGGGGUGGGGUUUGGAGAGCGACUGGCAGUAUAGGUUAGAUAAGGUUAGAAUGAUAAUAGACUGACAUGCCCUGUCUGGGUCUCAGUGUUAAGGCCACUCUGGCUGUAUAUCAAUAGUCUAAAGAAGCCUCCUCCUCUCCUCUCCUUCCUCUCAAUAGUCUAAAGAAGCCUCCUCUCCUCUCCUCUCCUCCUCUCCUCUCCUCUCCUCUCCUCUCCUCUCCUCUCUCCUCUCCUUCCUCUCAAUAGUCUAAAGAAGCCUCCUCUCCUCUCCUCUCCUCUCCUCUCCUCUCCUCUCCUCUCCUCUCCUCUCCUCUCCUCUCCUCUCCUCUCCUCUCCUCUCCUCUCCUCUCCUCUCCUCUCCCCUCUCCCCUCUCCUCUCCUCUCCUCUCCUCUCCCUCUCCUCUCCUCUCCUCUCCUCUCCUCUCCUCUCCUCUCCUCUCAGGUUUUGAUAACACUGUGUUUGACCUUGGUACUGGGUGACAUUGGAGGAUAGAUAGUGAAUAAAACUCUGCCAGUGUAGAGUGUGUGUGUGUGCGUGUGCGUGGUGUGCGUGUGCGUGGUGUGUGUGUUACAGUACAAUUUGCAUAAGGUAAUGAUAGAGCUAGUCCUGCACAUUGGGUCAUUUUUGCAUAAUCCUCUCCUGUCACUGUUCCCACAGGAACCUACGUUUAGUUUAAUCAGACAUUAUGUUCUCUUAUUAUUUUGGGUCUUUUAGAAUAAUUGCUUUAUGACAAAAAAUUGCCUCACCCCUUGAAUUCCAGUGAACUUUUGGGUACAUCUACUGAGACAGUUACUGAUAAGGAGGAGGGGGCUUCUUUAGACUAUUGAGAUAGAGGAGAGGAGAGGAGAGGAGAGGAGGAGGGGAGAGGAGAGGAGAGGAGAGAGAGGAGAGGAAGGAGAGGAGGGAGGAGUUAGGGAGGUCUCUUCGAGCGGAGAGGAGGGAGAGUUUCUCUGAGACGGGGGUUCUAGAUCUUGAGAGGUGGGAGAUAGAGAGAGAGAAGAGGAGCUUCUUUUGUAGAUCUUGGAUUUUUUUCUUGCUUUCCCAGAGGGAGGGGGGCGAAUUGUGAAGGCGGAGAGGAAGAGUGUGUGCAGAUAUUCCUUUUAAGGUAGCGGUGGUGUUGCACUACAGAGGUGAGCACUCCAAAGAGAUGCAGUCCCCUCCUAAAACAGAGGUUGGUAUGAUAAAUAGAAGUGAUGAAGCCUGACCUGACAUCAGAAAUGGCACCCUCUCCCCUUUAUAGUGCACUACUUUUGACCAGAGCCUUAUGGGCCCUCGGUCAGUAGAGCACUAUGUAGGGCACCAUGUAGGGAUGCAACCGUCUCUUCUGCUCUGAUACACACGCUGUCUGCGGUGUGACCUCUGACCUCUGAGUUUGACAUGCAAUACUGCCUCACUGUAUCACAUGAAAGACGUCUAGUCAUGUUCUGAAGAAAUAGAGGUUGUCAAGAGUAAUGGUAUCCUAAAGUAUUGAACUGGGACUGAUGUAUUCAUGUUGGCUCUCCCUCCCGCCCGCCCUCCCGCCCUCCCGCCCGCCCUCCCUCCCUCCCUCCCUCCCUCCCUCCCUCCCUCCCUCCCUCCCUCCCUCCCUCCCUCCCCCCAGGUGAGUGUUACGUGUGUGCGUCCAACGAGCCCUAUCGUAAACUGGACUACACCAAGAUCAACAACCCAAACUGGAAACCUGGUGCUACCACUGGCACCUCUACCGGUUCCUCUACCGGUUCCUCUACUGCUACCUCCACCGGGACAAGGUCAGGGUCUGGUCCAGGCCCCAGCGGUCAACAGGUGGUCAGUCAGUCGGACCUUAGGGAACAGAGAGAGAGUAAAGACUUUAUAAAGCCUAAGCUGGUCACAGUGAUCCGCAGUGGAGUGAAGCCGAGGAAAGCAGUGAGGAUCCUAUUGAACAAGAAGACGGCACAUUCCUUUGACCAGGUUCUGGAGGAUAUUACUGAAGCUAUCAAACUGGACUCUGGUGCCGUGAAGAGACUUUAUACACUGGACGGGAAGCAGGUAGGACAGAGAGGGAGUGUGUGUGUGUGUGUUCAGUGUGUGUGUGUUCAGUGUGUGUGUGUUCAGUGUGUGUGUUCAGUGUGUGUGUGUUCAGAGACAGAGAGAUGUAUUUAUCUGUGUCAAUAAGCAUUAGAGACAGGAUAGAUGUAUUUAUCUGUGUCAGUAAGCAUUAGAGAGAGACAGAGAGACAGAUAGAUGUAUUUAUCUGUGUCAAUAAGCAUUAG